This is a messenger RNA of Exophiala oligosperma, 1071 nucleotides long. RefSeq lists its product as uncharacterized. The transcript is spliced from 5 exons. Bases 1 to 1071 code for a protein of 356 amino acids. NCBI's taxonomy places the organism in Eukaryota, Fungi, Ascomycota, Eurotiomycetes, Chaetothyriales, Herpotrichiellaceae. Gene Ontology annotation, molecular function: NAD binding; transcription corepressor activity; oxidoreductase activity, acting on the CH-OH group of donors, NAD or NADP as acceptor. The record is from RefSeq and is a predicted model, not a curated record.
AUGACCACCACCAAUUCUAUACCGACUUAUACCAUCAUACAGGCCGACGGUCUAUAUCCGGACGACGUGGUCGAACAGGACAUUUUCAACGAGACCCCCACGCACGAUUACAAUCUCAGAUACGUCCAGACCGACCUGUGGCCUCCGGGGACGGUCGAGGCCAAACCAUGGUCGGCCGUCGACAAGGCCCUACGAGACGAGGUGGAUGGAAUCAUGGUCUUGAAGAUGAGAUUUACGGCCGAAGACCUUGCCUUGUUUCCAAAGUUGAAAGUGAUCGUGCGAAUGGGCGUCGGUUAUGACAGAUUGGAUAGAGUGGCAUUGGCGGCUCGAGGGGUCACCGUAUGCAAUGUUCCAGAUUACGGUACGGCAGAGAUCGCCGACCACGCAAUCGCCCUGGCCCUGUCACUCCGGAGAGGCGUCUUGCUUCACCACGACCACCAACGGGGACCAUCCCCAUCCCCUUGGGCCUACAUCGAGUCCCCUCUCGUCGAACGCAUCCAGGGGGCCACCUUCGGCGUGCUGGGUCUGGGGAGGAUCGGGACGGCGGCCGCCCUCCGGGCCAAAGCCUUCGGCUGGAAGGUCUUGUUCUAUGACCCUUACAAGCCCAACGGCACCGACAAGUCCCUCGACAUCGAGCGGACCAAGGACAUCAGGGAACUCUUCCGCAGGUCGACCACGCUGAGCAUCCACUGCCCCUGCACCCGCGAGACCCGGGGGAUGAUCGGCUACGACCUGCUCAGCCUCCUGCCCCGGGGCGCCGUCCUGGUCAACACCGCCCGGGGCGAGGUCAUGGACCUGGACGCCGUGGAGCGGUGUCUGAAAGAAAACAUCCUCUCCGGAGCGGGACUCGACGUUCUCCCCGAGGAACCCAUCCCUGACCCGGCACACCCAUUGAUCCAGGCCUACCGGAACAAGGAGGGCUGGUUGACAGGACGAAUGACGUUGACUUGCCACACCGCAUUUUACAGCCCGGGUAGCUUCGUCGACAUCCGGGUCAAAUCGUGCCAGACCAUGAGAGAUGUCUUGAUAGACAAGCUUGACAGCAAUGUCAUCACCCCAGAUAUGGAUUAG